AUGUAUUUCCGUGAUAUUCUCACCCCGGUAUUGUUCGCGGCUCUUGCCAACGGAUAUGCGAAUCCUGGCGCUUGCUCGGGGGCCUGUAACAUUCACGACCCAACUGUUAUCCAGCGCGCCUCCGACAAGAAAUACUUCCGAUUCUCCACCGGUAACAAGAUUUCGUAUGCAAGCGCUUCCUCUAUCAAUGGUCCUUGGACCAACAUCGGCUCUAUGUUGCCCAGUGGAUCUUCAAUCGACCUUGCCGGAAAUGACGAUCUUUGGGCCCCCGAUGUGCAACUCGUAAAUGGCCUCUAUCACGUAUACUACUCCGUCUCGACAUUCGGCUCGCAGAAUUCUGCCAUUGGACUGGCCACAUCUCCGACCAUGGAGUCCGGCACUUGGACUGAUCGUGGAAGCACGGGUAUCGCUUCCUCGUCUUCCAAGGCCUACAAUGCGAUUGACGCCAAUCUGUUCAACGACGGGGGCACUUAUUACAUGAAUUUCGGCUCCUUCUGGCACGAUCUGUACCAGGCUCCCAUGAACUCGGCUGCGACAAAGGUUUCUUCCUCCUCUUACAAUGUUGCUUAUGAUCCUUCUGGAACACAUGCCGUUGAGGGAGCGUACUUGUACAAGUAUGGAAGCUACUACUACCUCUUCUACUCCUCUGGUACCUGCUGCGGCUACGAUACUUCGCGCCCAGCUAGUGGAGCGGAGUACAAGAUCAAAGUCUGCCGAUCAACUACGGCAACGGGUGGAUUUGUCGACAAAGCCGGCACCGCUUGCACGAAUGGUGGCGGAACCGUCGUUCUGGAAAGUCACGGCACAGUCUAUGGUCCUGGUGGACAGGGUGUCUUCACCGAUUCUAGCCUCGGCCCCGUACUCUACUAUCACUAUGUUGAUACUACCAUUGGCUAUGGGGAUAGCCAGAAGCUCUUUGGGUGGAACCAAAUCGAUUUCUCCAGCGGAUGGCCCGUUGUGUAA
Messenger RNA from Penicillium olsonii, 963 nucleotides. NCBI's taxonomy places the organism in Eukaryota, Fungi, Ascomycota, Eurotiomycetes, Eurotiales, Aspergillaceae. The record is from the annotation of a GenBank genome assembly.